This is a messenger RNA of Nylanderia fulva, 3726 nucleotides long. RefSeq names its product Epidermal growth factor receptor pathway substrate 15 (gene Eps-15). Gene Ontology annotation, biological process: endocytosis; endosomal transport. NCBI's taxonomy places the organism in Eukaryota, Metazoa, Arthropoda, Insecta, Hymenoptera, Formicidae. Gene Ontology annotation, cellular component: plasma membrane; clathrin coat of coated pit; cytoplasm. Gene Ontology annotation, molecular function: calcium ion binding; cadherin binding. The record is from RefSeq and is a predicted model, not a curated record.
GAGUUUGGAGUUUGGAGUCUGCCCGUUCUCGUUUCCGCUUCUGUCCAUUGUAUAAGAUAUUUUCGUAAUAAAUUCUUCUAACCGGUCGCACGCAAAAUCGUCGACCCACGAAUCCAUGAUCGAAAUAGCGUGAUAAUAACAACAAUAAUAAUAAUUCGAAAAAAAUACCGGUGAUAUAAAAUAUUCGUGAUAUGCUUAAUGAAGUAGUUGAAAAUCAUAUGCUAUUGAUUGGGUGUCUGAUUGGUUAAGCCGAGUGUUUAAUGCAAGCAUGGCCGCCCUACCGUCACCUACGCAGGUGGCUGGAAGCCAUAGUGCGAUCUACGAAGCUUAUUACAAUCAGGUUGAUCCGAAUGGAUAUGGACAAAUCGAAGCAAUGGAUGCUGCUAGAUUUCUAAAGAAAUCUCAGCUCAGCGAUGUGAUUCUCAGCAAAAUAUGGGACAUGGCGGAUCCACAAUCACGUGGUUUCUUAGAUAAGUCUGGCCUCUUUGUAGCUUUAAAACUGUGCGCAUUAGCUCAGACAGGAAAGGACUUGAAUAUGUCUAAUUUAAGUCUUGAAUUGCCGCCACCAAAAAUGGGAGACAUUCCAGUUAUUCCUCAGAAAACUAUUACUAACGCUCUACCAGUGAUAAAAUCUAUCAACAAUGGAGAUUGGUCGAUUAAUCCUACAGAACGGGCAAAAUACGAUCAACUUUUUGAUAGCUUACAGCCAUCUAAUGGAUAUAUUUCUGGAAAUAAAGUAAAAGGUGUUCUUAUGGAUAGCAAACUUCCUUUAGAUACUCUUGGAAAAAUUUGGGACUUGGCAGAUAUGGACAAGGAUGGUAUGCUGGAUAGACAUGAAUUUGUAGUUGCCAUGCAUCUUGUAUAUAAAGCAUUGGAAAAAUAUGCGAUACCAAGUGUACUUCCACCAGAAUUAAUGCCACCCGGUAAGAGAAAAGAGAUUCCUAAGGCUAAAUCUCCUGUACCAAUGGGCAUUGUAGCUUCAGCAUCACCAUCCUCGCAACCACCACCAAUCCCACCUUUACCAAAUGCGACGGCUGUAAAGAACCUGACUGGAUUAGACACUAUAAAAACAGGCGCACGGCAAUGGGUUGUUUCGAUCGAGGAUCAAAUAGUGGCGGAGAAGUUGUUUUUACAAGCUGAUCUAGAUAGGGAUGGAUUUGUCUCUGGCUUGGAAAUCAAAGACGUCUUCCUACAAAGUGGACUUCCGAAUACUGUAUUAGCGCAUAUAUGGAGUUUAUGUGAUAUUUCUCAAAGCGGAAAGCUGAAUAAGGAACAAUUUGCCUUAGCUAUGUGGUUUAUUAAGCAAAAGCUCAAUGGCAUGGACUCUCCGAUGAGUUUAACUCCUGAAAUGAUACCACCUUCUAUGCGAAAAGUUGGAGAAACCAUUGUGGAAAACAAUAACAUAUCAGGUUACUCAAAUCCAGAGCUAGAUAUGAUAAGUAAAGAUAUAGCAGAGCUUGUGCGCGAAAGGCAAAAUAUGGAACAGGAUAUAGCGCAAAAGGAGGCAGAUAUUAAGAUAAAGAACGGAGAGAUCAAGAGUCUUCAAAGUGAAUUGGACACACUUGCGGCGACCUUGAAACAGCUGGGAAAUCAAAAGGGUGAGGCGCAGAAGAGAUUAAAUGACUUGAAAGCGCAGAAGGCUGAAAUAGAUAGAGAUUUGAGUGAAAUCGAAGAGAAGAUACAGGAAGAACUGAAAAAGGUCGACAAGCUCCGUCAACAAGCUGAAGAGCAGGAGUUGGUUUUAAAAGUUCAAGAAGAUGAGUUGAACCUUAAGAGGCAAGAACUUGAGGGAUUGCGGCAAGAGGAACAGCAAUUGGAACAGCAACAGAAUAAAAACAGGGACCAACUGAACGAGCUGACGAAAAAGUUGCAGGACACUCAGUUAGAGAUCUGUCAGGCGAAGGCGAAGAUCACUGAUCUGCAGGAGCAGCAACGUCAAAUGAGCGAUGUCAUCGCACUUUAUGAUUCUGCACUUGCUUCGGGAAAUCCUGAUCUUGUACCUGAUACUAGUCUACGAUUUGUACCCGAGAUCGAAGAUAUAGAGUACGAAACAACAAAAGAUACAGACGAAAUAAAGAAAGCGAAAGCUGACGCUUUCUCUGAUGGAACCGGAACUGCUACUUUAGAUGGAUUUGGAGAUCAAGAUCCUUUUGCAACGAAUAAAGCCAAAGAAGCAUUUAGCACAUUAACAUCUGAUCCAUUUGAAAGUGCAUUCACUGCACAGCCAUCUAACGGUAAUUUCACAACGGAUCCUUUUACCGCAUUUGACAAUACUGGUGCGGCUACAAAACAAGAUCCGUUUGAUCCGUUUGGUAGCGGAAAGCGAGCCGAAAAUAAAACACCUGUAAUUGCGACAAACACGAAGGAUCCAUUCGGCGAUGAUCCUUUUGCGAAUCUUCACGCGCCUACGCGUCCCGAAAGCCCUAGUCCUGCUCUUCCACCGAAGAAGGCGAAGCAACCACCUCCGCGACCAGCCCCGCCACGACCUAGUCAAGGUCCUACUGGUCCGUUAAGGGCCGCGCCAGCCCCUCCAACGCCUUCGCCUACACCGGAUCCAUUUGCGAAUGCGAAUUCGGAUCCAUUUAGUGUUCAGCAAACGACGAUUGAUAACAAUAAUAGUUUCACAUCCUCAACCGGAUUUGCUGAUUUUUCCAAUUUCGAUUCUAAGCCAGAACCGGCGCCUAAUCGGACCGCCUCGUCGAGACCAACAGAUAAAACGCGCGUAGCGCUGGCGCAGCUGAAGCUGUCGGACUUCACGGAGGAUCCUUUCCGAGACUAUCGUUACGAGGACCCCUUCAAUAUAGCGGACCCGUUCGCCGACGAGACGACGGAGGACCUGAAUGCGAACAAGGACGGGGUGGAUCAGCAUCAGACCAGGACGGAUCAGCUCUUUGAUUUCGGGACAAAUAAAAAUGUCAAAGCAGCCUUUGACGGCGACUUCACGAGCACCUUUCCGCUGGCCAAUAGAUUCAAGAUCAACAAAUUCGACGUCGACUUCGGGAAGGCGUUCUCCACUGACAACAGAAACGUCCGGGGCAACGAGACCGAUUUUCCCCAGAUGUUCGCCAAGGUUAAGACGCGAACGAUCGAUCUCGACGAAGCGUUCUCCGCUAAGAAAACUAUUAUCACGAAGCACGAGUCUAAUAUUUACAACAACGACGAGGUGAAGCCCGCGAAUAAUAAUUUCGGCAGGAUUUGGAACGGGAACAACGUGACCGAGCUGACGGAGGAGGAGCAACUGGUCUGGGCAGCGAAGCAGAGUAUAAAAGCGGAGGAGGAGAGGCUUAGGCUUAAAGAGAAGGAAGACGCCGAAUUGGCCCUGGCCAUCGAACUGAGUCAGCAAGGAAAACGGGGAAACGUUUGAGCGCUUCGGUAUUAAAGCUACACUAUUUCUUUGUAUUACAUCUCGUGAAAAUCUCGUUAAAUUGCAUGAUAAAGUUUUGCAUCUUGUAAUAAAGCUUGCACUAUUGUGUAUUAGCAUCACGUAUAUAUAUAUAUAUAUAUAUAUAUAUAUAUAUAUAAAAGCGAAAUGUAGAAUUGCAGGCUAUCAGAUUGACAAUAAAAAAAAACGUUGGAUAUAAACAUUUAAAAAAAUAUAUCCAAGAAAAGAGGAAAAAGUUAUUAUGGGUGUUAGCCAGAGUUUAUUUUUGGUUUUAAAUAUUAUUUGUCAUCAUUAUUAUUAUCAAAAUCUUCCCAAAUUGACGUCAAAAUGAUGUAUGCUUGGGU